Messenger RNA from Danio rerio (zebrafish), 1190 nucleotides. RefSeq names its product nuclear RNA export factor 1a (gene nxf1a). NCBI's taxonomy places the organism in Eukaryota, Metazoa, Chordata, Actinopteri, Cypriniformes, Danionidae. Gene Ontology annotation, cellular component: endomembrane system; cytoplasm; nucleoplasm. Gene Ontology annotation, biological process: mRNA export from nucleus; mRNA transport; mRNA processing. The record is from RefSeq and is marked predicted. Gene Ontology annotation, molecular function: nucleic acid binding; RNA binding.
GCUGCACGUGCAUCAGAGCGGGUACACGUGGUGUGGUCGCGCGCAAUUCAUGAAAUUAACCGGAGCACAAUGAGUCGUUACCGGGAAUGGUACCCUAAUCUGUCUGUGAUAACGCGGGUUUGCUCCAGUUCCUCAGAUUCGAGUGGCUCUACUGUAGUGAGGGAGGUGUGGCAUGCUGACCGCUCUUUCACAGGUCAGGAUGGCCACUUGGUGGGUGUUCGUCAAAGUUGGGGUUCCGUUAAGGCUAAUCUACACAAUGGUCCGGCUCGCUUGCUGCAUGGUUCUGGAGCUCGAGGCCGUUGUGGGUCUGGACCCCGCGGCAGGAUGCAGAACAGCAGUAUGGAUGUCUCUUUGAUGAACGGUCAGUUUGGGACAGCCAAACAAAGAUUUAUUCCAUAUAGACGUCCCAGUUGGAGAGGAGAAGGGCAGGUGGAGAUGAUUGGAGAGGGAAACAAACAACGAUUCAGAGUAGGAGAUGAAAAGAAAGGAGGAAAACAAUGGUUCAAGAUGACAAUUCCACAUGGAAAAAAGUAUGAUAAGAGAUGGCUGCUAACAUCCCUACAGAAUCUCUGUCCCAUAGCGUUCACCCCACUACACUACACCACAGAAGGAGAUAAAGUUCAUUUCUAUCUGGAGGACACUACCACUGCCAGUGCUCUGAGCAAACUCUCACGCAGAAUCCUGGACAGCGACGGGCAACGAGUGGUUGUGCUUAUGAACAGUUGUUAUUUUCCCCCUUUCCUCAAAAGUGAGCUGAGGCUAGAAGAUUUGGAGCUUUUAAAGCUCUGCCUGUCCAAGCGCUUCGAUGAUUCCCAGAAGUCUCUUGACCUGACCAGCAUUCGCACUGAUCCAGAAUUGGUUUCUCACAAUGUUGACAUAAUCUUAAAUAGAAAAAACUGCAUGCAAGCUGUGAUCAAAAUCAUACAGGAGAGUAUCCCCGAGUUGUUGUCUUUGAACCUGAGCAAAAACAAACUGUACAAGCUAGAUGGCCUCACCGAAUUGGUGAACAAAGCCCCAAACCUGCAGUCGCUGAACCUGUCUUGUAAUGAGCUCAAGUCACAUUGUGAGCUGGACAAGGUAAAGGGCUUCAGGCUAGUGGAGCUGUGUUUGGAUGGGAACCCUCUGUGUGACCGCUUCAAAGAUCAGACCACAUACAUCAGUGCUGUUCAGAAGUGUUUCCCCAGGCUUCU